AUUUGCUCUUUUCGGCUUCGCCGCUUCGUUCGGUUCAAUCAUUGCAGUGAUGUCAGCGUCAGUUUGAAAGAGGUCCGAAUUUUGACUAUGGACACCAGCAAAACGAGCAGCAUCAAAUCUCUUCUGCUUCAAGCUUGGAGGGAACGUUGGACAGACGUUAGAUGGGGAAUCAACAUCAAAAACGUUCUUCCCCGCGGUGUUAGUGGUGAUGUGUAUGAUCUCGCCGAUUGCAUUCUGCAAGAAGCUUUGGUUGGUCCCGGACCCAAUAACCUGUUCCUGUCCUACCUUACGCACUGCUUGAGUUCUCAGGUUGUGUCCUACGGAGCUGUGCUUUCGAGUAUCGGACGAUUUCAGUCUUUUUAUAAGCCACCCUGUAUUCUCAGUUUGCUGCAACUUCUCAACGGCAUUCAGUCAAAGAUAUCCUGUCACGGCAACGAAGAAGAAUGCAUCGCGUUAUGUAAAGCGAUCGUCAGCGUAACCCAUUGGCUGUACAUGUGCAUGUGUCAUUCUAUCUGCAAGAUCGUAGAACUUAAACAGAGCACGGAACAUGGACAGAUGCUGGAAAAAGCUUGCGAGUCUCUCUGCUUUUUAAGUGAGUCAACCUUCCUAAAGUCCCUUCUGUAUAUCGGAAAACACGAAGAUUCGAAUAUUUAUUCCCAGCUUGUUCAGAAACAGCAAGAACUGGUUCAGAAACAGCAAGAACUCGAGUCCAAGCUGAGCCAAGGUUAUUGCAUCUCGAAAGAAAACCUCGAAUGCGCGCUGAACCUGGUUCGUCUGGUAGACGACAUGCCCAAGAUAUCGUUGGUGUCUUGCGUCAGUGGACCCAUUCCGAAGCAGCCGCUCGUCUGCAGCUUAAAUGCCAAUGUUGCCAUCGAAGCUGUGCUCAAUCCGGCUAGCGAUAUUCAAGCCAGUGUGGGCCACCUUCUCCUGUUGAAGAAGCUGCUCAACCUAUCUUCCGCUGAAUUGUAUUGCGAAAUUAUCCGAGCCUGUUUCAUGGGUCUGGCCAACAGCAGCAACGAGGACCUCAAGUGGCCGGCAUUCACGUUCCUCAAAGUCCCGCAGCUCCUGCUGAAGAUUCACAGCAAGCGAAAGGACGAUCAACAAUGGGAAGAAGAGCUGGAAGAGGGUUUGCGCCAGUUGCUCAACUACACACCGUUGUUGGACCUUACGGAUUCAAAGUGUCACUGCGACUGUCUUCAGUAUCUUUUGAACGAGCUGCAGAAAGUGGAACUCCUUUCGGAAGCAAAAGCAAAGGCGUUGAUGCUCCAGCGGCAGGCAAAUACGAUGAAAGCCAAUCUUCCGCGACAGGACCAUCAAACGGCGACGCAGGCGGGCGCCACGUUGAUACUCCGAGCCGAGCCAACCGUCACCAGCAUCCUCAAGACGCUGGACUCUGACUACUCGAAAAAUCAAGACGGACUCCUCGGAAUCCUCUGCCACAUGAUAACGGGGAAGAGCUUUGAGCUCAUACUCUCCGCUGCGGCAGCGACGGGGAAGCUCAACAGUUUUGUGAAGAAGUUGAUAAAGUUCAACGAGUACAACAAACAGAUCAGCGGAGAGGCGACGAUGAAUGGGCAGACGCGGGCGUUGCUCUUUGACAUCACGUUUUUGAUGCUGUGCCACAUCGUUCAGCAUUACGGAAUCGAUUCCAUGAUGUUCAGCGAAGAAACGAAGGACUCCUUUUUCACAAACUGGGUUCCAGAGUGUCUCGCGGAAGGCGGACGGUACAACUGCCCGGAAAAGAUGCUCGCAGGUUGCGACUCGAGCAAGGUGGAUCUUUUGCUCGCUCAGUUCCUGAGCAACGAUCCCGACUUUAAAAUGAGUCAAGUCAAAUGGCACGAAGUUUGCAUCAACGUUCCGAUGGCGAUUAAAGAGAUAUUGGUCGCGUGGGAGCAUGGAGCUAUCUCGACAGACAACGUUAAAAUGAUCCUGGAUAAGGUGAAGAGUCGAAUGUGUUGUCUCUCCGUCUGCGUAUCGGCUUGGUUGUGCAGCUACAUCAACGUUCUUCACCACGAGGAGCGGUUGAAGCCAAUGAACAUGCUCCAGCAGUUCAUGACGCCCCUGCUUCUCGACGCGUCAGCAGAGUCUACGGGCGAACGGCAAGAGCAGAAUCUCUCCUACAAAGAGCGGUCUUCGUUGAUGACAAACAUAAUCAAGAAGAUGAUGUACGACCUUCUUCCGCAUCAGCAGUCAAAGACAAAGGGUUCCCUUGUCAUCUCCCACAGACUGACGACAAGGACCCCGCUGUGGGAGGAGAUGGACUCUGUCUUCUCCGUCGCUCACGAACACGGAUGGAUUGACCUUCGCACCAUACAAUCUCUGGACACCCUGAUGUGUGUCGGCGGGCCACAUUGGUUUAGUGAUACGUUGGUCCGGCAGGCCCUUCGGUACGAGCACCUCGAAGACCUGCACAGAGCCAUCGACCUCGCAUUCGGACUUUUCCACAUCGACGUUGAGCAGUGCGCACUUGCACUUUUGACGCAGGUUCUUCCAAACUACCUCCUAUGGGAAACACGACAGGACAGCUUGACGGAGCCACGUGGGUCAGCUCUUGCCAGACUGGUCGUCUUGACAACGUUUGCAGCUCUGCAGGCUCGUAGCAGCUCCAGUGGAACACAACGGGGAGGACACAAGAGACCCCACUGGGACUUGGAACUGGAAGAAGCUAUGGAUGAAUCUCAGCGGAUGAGACCGACAAAGAUGCGUAGGGGGCUAAACGACUCGGAACUCCUCGACGACACUCCGUUUGCGCUGCAGUGUCACUCGGAAGAAAACUACGGAUCACUGGACCCCCUGAGCAAAGCCAUCACAGACUUGAUGAGGUUGUUGGCAGCCGUCGCGUCCGAUUCGUUGAUAAGCCAGCGGACCAUGUUUCCGUUGUUCCUCUUGGAACAGGUGGUUCUGUGCGCGAGGGACAAGGCACACAGGAUGCUACAGUUUGCGCCGUUGGGACUCGUCCCGCAGCUCGUGCGGAGUAUGCCGCUGUUGAUAUCGCAUAAUUUGGUUCUUGCAUUGAGCAGCUUGCAGACGUCACGCGCGAGGAAGGUGGCAGCACGGGCAACGUGUCAGUUGCAGAUUGCAAGGUCGCAGCGGAACUAUAUGGCUUGAAGGGCGCAGCUUUGCUUGGGGACGAAAGGAACGAGUUACUCCUUUCGUCCCCAAAGGGGAUAUCUUUUGGGGACGAAAGGAACAAGUUACUCCUUUUAUCCCCAAAGGGGAUGUCCUUUGGGGACAAAAUGAACAAGUUACUCCUUUCAUUCCCAAAAGGCAACGUCCUUUCUUCCUCGGGAUCUCAGAUGUGAUAAUUUCAUCUCUUUUUUUUUUUUCCAGAAGAGGCGCUUGCAAAUCAUGCGUAAAUCUUAUUACAUUGUAGCUCUAGCUCACUUCUACUUUCGCUUUGUCUGAAACACACUUGUUGUUAUGUUGUGGAGAAGGUGAAUUUAUUAUCGAUAUAAUAUUGUUCGUAUUGCCUGUAAAUGUACUGUGCUGACAUGAGAGCAGGUCAAUCGUGUUCCCAGUUUAUUUUCUUUUUAUUUGGUACGUGUUGACGGUAUGGUUAGACACAGGUCCACGCACAACUUCCUCAAGAAAUGGACUGAAUCUGUUGAUUGCUGUUGUUCAAACAAAUAUUCAGAAAUGACUACACAGUUGCUAUGCAAAGCAAGAGCAAAAAUAUGUACUUUUGGAAUAUGUAAGAAUAGCUUUCAGUUUAUUCCUGUUUGCUGGCUUUUUUUUCUCUCUCGUCAUACAGCACCUCUGCAUUCCUUACAUGUUCGUAAAGGACAGUAAUGAUGUUUUGUGAAAAACUGUUUUAUAGUUUCGCUUCUUCAAUUAUUCACCCCACAUACACUCAAGGACUUUCCCAGAACAACCCACAUUCCACUCAUGGUCUUGCAACACCGCCACUAAAUUUUCUGAUAUUAUUAAUGUUAAUAGCAGCAAAUGUUGCGGGGGUGUUCUAAAAUAUUGUAUGAUGAUGCUGUUUAAUAGCCGGUUGAGAAGGAGGUCACCCCAGAACUGAGCGAAGCAAACUUCUACCUGGCACAGAGAAGCCCUUCCCUCUAGAAACACUGUCUACUCAAGAUUGCCACAAUAAUAGCCGAGGGAAAUAAAAUUAUGUGUAGAAUUUA
This is a messenger RNA of Ornithodoros turicata, 4130 nucleotides long. RefSeq names its product mediator of RNA polymerase II transcription subunit 24-like (gene MED24). Gene Ontology annotation, molecular function: transcription coregulator activity. The record is from RefSeq and is a predicted model, not a curated record. NCBI's taxonomy places the organism in Eukaryota, Metazoa, Arthropoda, Arachnida, Ixodida, Argasidae. The transcript has a single exon. Gene Ontology annotation, cellular component: mediator complex. The coding region runs from base 88 to 3108 and encodes 1006 amino acids.